AUGGCGCCCGACCAGGGGGUGCUCGUUCUAUUUGAGAAAGGACGCAUCUACACAUUCAUUGGCGAAGUUGUCGUUUCUGUGAAUCCCUACAAGCCGCUGAACAUCUAUGGCAGAGACACGAUUGAGCAGUAUAAGGGGCGGGAGCUCUAUGAGAGACCGCCGCACCUCUUUGCUAUCGCCGAUGCGGCUUACAAGGCCAUGAAAAGACGAUCAAAAGAUACCUGCAUCAUGAUAUCAGGGGAGAGUGGCGCUGGGAAAACUGAAGCCAGCAAGUACAUUAUGCAGUACAUCGCCGCCAUCACCAACCCCAGCCAGCGCGCGGAGGUUGAAAGAGUGAAGAACAUGUUGCUAAAGUCCAACUGUGUCCUGGAAGCAUUUGGAAAUGCCAAAACCAACCGUAAUGACAAUUCAAGCCGGUUUGGAAAAUACAUGGAUAUCAACUUUGAUUUCAAGGGGGACCCGAUUGGUGGGCAUAUUAAUAACUACUUACUAGAGAAGUCUCGAGUGAUUGUACAACAGCCUGGAGAAAGAAGCUUCCAUUCUUUCUAUCAGCUGCUUCAAGGAGGUUCGGAGCAGCUUCUGCGGUCUCUACAUCUCCAGAAAUCCCUUUCAUCUUACAACUAUAUCCAUGUAGGAGCUCAACUAAAGUCUUCUAUCAGUGAUGCCGCGGAGUUCAAGGUGGUCGCUGAGGCCAUGAAAGUGAUUGGCUUCAAACCUGAGGAGAUUCAAACAGUGUAUAAAAUUUUGGCUACUAUUCUGCACCUGGGGAACUUAAAGUUUAUAGUAGAUGGCGACACGCCCUUUAUUGAAAACAGCAAGGUCGUGUCUGUCCUGGCAGAACUGCUGUCUGCGAAGUCCGACACGGUGGAGAAAGCCCUUCUCUUCCGGACUGUGGCCACAGGGCGUGACGUCAUCGACAAGCAGCACACGGAGCAAGAAGCCAGCUACGGCAGAGACGCCUUUGCCAAGGCAAUCUACGAGCGGCUUUUUUGUUGGAUUGUCACUCGCAUCAACGACAUCAUCGAGGUCAAGAACUAUGACACCACCAUCCAUGGGAAAAACACGGUGAUUGGUGUCUUGGAUAUCUACGGCUUUGAGAUCUUUGACAACAACAGCUUUGAGCAAUUCUGCAUCAAUUACUGCAACGAGAAACUGCAGCAGCUGUUCAUUCAGCUGGUCCUGAAGCAGGAGCAGGAGGAAUAUGAGCGGGAAGGGAUCCCGUGGAAGCACAUCGAUUACUUCAACAACCAGAUCAUCGUGGACCUGGUGGAGCGGCAGCACAAAGGCAUCAUCUCCAUCCUGGAUGACGCCUGCAUGAACGUCGGCAAGGUCACCGACGAAAUGUUCCUUGAAGCGCUGAACAGCAAACUGGGCAAGCAUGGCCAUUUUUCUAGUCGAAAGCUCUGUGCCUCGGACAAAAUGCUGGAGUUUGACCGAGAUUUCCGAAUUCGACAUUAUGCCGGUGACGUCGUCUAUUCUGUCGUUGGUUUUAUUGACAAAAAUAAAGACACCUUAUUUCAAGAUUUUAAGCGCCUCAUGUAUAACAGUUCAAAUCCCGUGCUGAAGAACAUGUGGCCAGAAGGCAAAUUGAGCAUCACAGAGGUGACCAAGCGACCACCGACUGCUGCCACCUUGUUUAAAAAUUCUAUGAUCGCUUUAGUCGACAACAUUGCAUCAAAGGAACCUUAUUACGUACGCUGCAUCAAACCCAACGACAAGAAAUCCCCACAGAUAUUUGAUGAUGAGCGCUGCCGGCAUCAAGUGGAAUACCUUGGCCUCCUGGAAAAUGUGAGGGUGCGUCGGGCAGGGUUUGCCUUCCGCCAGACAUACGAGAAGUUUCUUCACAGGUACAAAAUGAUCUCUGAAUUCACCUGGCCCAACCAUGACCUACCUUCAGACAAAGAGGCUGUCAAGAAACUGAUGGAACACUGUAGGUUUCAGGAUGAUGUAGCCUAUGGGAAGACCAAAAUCUUCGUUCGCACUCCUCGUACAUUGUUUACCUUGGAAGAACUCCGUGCCCAGAUGCUUGGAAGGAUCGUCCUCUUUCUACAAAAGGUGUGGCGGGGCACGCUGGCCCGCAUGCGGUACAAGAGGACCAAGGCAGCACUGACGAUAAUCAGGUACUACCGCCGCUACAAAGUCAAGUCCUACAUCCAGGAAGUGGGCCGCCGCUUCCAGGGGAUCAAGACCAUGCGCGACUAUGGCAAGCACGUGAAGUGGCCAACCCCUCCCAAAGUCCUUCACCGAUUCGAGGAGGCCCUGCAAGCCAUUUUCAAUCGAUGGAGAGCAUCCCGGCUCAUCCAGAACAUUCCUGCUGCAGAUUUGCCCCAGGUCAGGGCGAAGGUUGCCGCCAUGGAGAUGCUGAAGGGUCAGAGGGCUGAUCUCGGGCUCCAGAGGGCCUGGGAAGGGAACUAUCUUGCUUCGAAGCCAGAUACACCGCAGACCUCAGGCACUUUUGUCCCCGUUGCUAAUGAGCUGAAACGAAAGGACAAAUACAUGAACGUCCUCUUCUCCUGCCAUGUCCGUAAGGUGAAUCGAUUUAGUAAAGUGGAAGACCGAGCUAUUUUUGUCACUGACCGUCACCUCUAUAAGAUGGAUCCCACUAAACAGUACAAGGUGAUGAAGACCAUCCCCCUGUACAAUUUGACUGGGCUGAGUGUGUCCAAUGGAAAAGACCAGCUGGUGGUGUUCCACACAAAGGACAACAAAGACCUCAUUGUCUGCCUCUUCAGCAAGCAGCCAACCCACGAGAGUCGAAUUGGAGAGCUGGUUGGCGUCCUGGUGAAUCACUUCAAGAGCGAGAAGCGCCACCUUCCAGUCACCGUCACCAACCCCGUGCAGUGCAGCCUCCACGGCAGGAAGUGCACUGUCUCCGUAGAGACGCGCCUCAACCAGCCGCUGCCCGACUUCACCAAGAGCCGCUCCGGCUUCACCCUCAGCGUGCCAGGGAACUGAGCGUCCAGCCGGCCGCAGCCGCUACCGCCACCGCCACCAAUGCCUUUGCUAACGCCCUGCUAGAAAUCAGCCCCACAGGCCCUGCCUGGGGAGGGGCCCCUCCAGAGCUCUUGAAGACCCCUCCCCUUAAGGUUCCUUUCUGCCUUUGGUCGCCACUGCCUCCUUCUCUGUCCACUGUCCCCACUCAAGAAACCAAAGACCCUGGUGUCCUGCUGCAGCGCCACGCCUCCCCGGGAGCCACAACGGAUGGCCGCCCUAAAAAGCCAGGUCCCGCGCCUCAAGCUGGGGGCCAGCUGGUGAGCUCUGGAAAAGAAUGGGGGCCAGGAUGUGCUCCCCGAGAUUUGGGGUGAUGGGGUGGAACGGAACCCAGCCCUCACCUGCUCCCCACGGUGGCCCCAGUCCCAUGCCCUCGAGGCUGAACCACCACGUCCAGCUCAGGGAGGCUCUGCCCUACCUGGAGCAGGCAGCCACGACCCAGCAGCCUGACUCAACCCAGCAGCCUGCUCUCCGCUGCCAUCCCAUCCGUUGGCGGCCCUGUGGUGCCCACAUGGGCCUGGGGUCCUCAUGGGGAGUGGCGCUGCAGAGGCGAGGGGCGAGCACGUGGUGCGGACGCCUCCCUCCUGAAGAAGGAGAGGGCCGCAGCUUACAGGAAGCAGCGCGAGAGACAGUGUGGGGCCCUGGCACUGCUGGCCAGGCCGGGAUGCGCCCCUUCACCCCAACCCACCCCUGCCCGGGGCCACCCAGACUGGUCCUCAUGCUCCAAGAUGCCACCCUCUUGCCACUCUGCCGGCACAUGGCCCGCCACGCCCACUGGGUGGGGAGGCCAGCCCAGGUACGGGGUCCGAAGCUCCGCAAGUGUGUGACAUGACAGGGACACGCACAGAGGGACUUCACUUCCCCACACCUCACUGCUGCCCCACCCACCCCAAGUGCCUGGCCGACCCCAGGCGGUCCCUAAAACCUAGCCUCAAGCCCACCCAGCCCCUCCCCAGGGCUUGCAAAGGUUUGCACUGUGUGCAAUUUGCAAGAGUCCUGCUGGCAUCCUGUCCUGGGGCCCCAGCCUCCUCCUGGGAGCAGGUGGCCACGGUCCAAGGUGCCACCAGCCCCGCUCCGCAGUGCUGUUUUGCCAAUGACCCGCGGUCACUCGUGGGACCAUCUAACUGGAACGUGACCUCUUGUUCCCCUUCCUCCCCCAGACUUGCUGCUUCACACUAGACACAUGCCAGUCAGUGCAUGUUGUGGUCGCACCAAAACAGUAUGCCAAACGAGGUGCCUUUGUCGGGGCUGCAAAGAAGGGGAGGGCCUGGUGUUUGGCUCCCCGCCUUCUCUCCGUCCUCCUCCCCCACCUCUCUAGGUUGCCUGGGGUGUCCGGGUGGAUGAGGCCCCAGGGACUGUCCACAAGCACCUUUUUUAUGCUGUCCAAUAGCAGCCAGCAAGUAGUGUCACGUGGUGGUUGAGAGGGACCAGGAAUUCAGAGUGUGAUCUCACACACGGAUCCAGGGUGUGGAGAAGAAAGGACAGGAAUGUGGUGACUUGUAUGCAAUGAAAUGUUUCUCCAGAUUUAAUUAAAUGCAAUUUUAGGGUUUGGUGCAUAUAUGUCUAUUUUCCAUUAACUUAACUUUAUUUCUAAAGCACAUUCUGAUUUACCAUCAACAGCAAUAAAAGCAUUAAGUCUUA
Echinops telfairi (small Madagascar hedgehog) is the source of this 4632-nucleotide messenger RNA. RefSeq names its product myosin ID (gene MYO1D). The coding region runs from base 1 to 2955 and encodes 984 amino acids. Gene Ontology annotation, cellular component: vesicle; plasma membrane; actin cytoskeleton. The record is from RefSeq and is a predicted model, not a curated record. Gene Ontology annotation, biological process: actin filament organization; vesicle transport along actin filament. The transcript is spliced from 22 exons. NCBI's taxonomy places the organism in Eukaryota, Metazoa, Chordata, Mammalia, Afrosoricida, Tenrecidae. Gene Ontology annotation, molecular function: ATP binding; microfilament motor activity; actin filament binding.